This is a messenger RNA of Xiphias gladius (swordfish), 2502 nucleotides long. It is a transcript of the gene hibadha, whose product is annotated as 3-hydroxyisobutyrate dehydrogenase a. The record is from RefSeq and is a predicted model, not a curated record. Gene Ontology annotation, biological process: L-valine catabolic process. The coding region runs from base 106 to 1089 and encodes 327 amino acids. Gene Ontology annotation, cellular component: mitochondrion. Lineage: Eukaryota; Metazoa; Chordata; Actinopteri; Istiophoriformes; Xiphiidae. Gene Ontology annotation, molecular function: 3-hydroxyisobutyrate dehydrogenase activity; NAD binding; NADP binding. The transcript has 9 exons.
GUAAACUCCGCCUACCAGGACCUGAAGGGAGACACAGAACACAAGCAGUAACCAAGGACAAUACACAACCCUACAGGCCAUGGCAGAGCCAGAGGGCUAUCACAGAUGAUGCUGAACUUCCGGGAUGCUGAGCAGCACCGAGGAUGCGGAGGAUGCUUACGAGGAGAAGUGUCCACGCGAUCGAUGGCCUCAAAAACACCAGUGGGGUUUAUUGGUCUAGGAAAUAUGGGCAGUCCCAUGGCCAAAAACUUGUUAAAAAAUGGUUAUCCUGUUAUUGCCACUGAUGUCUUCCCUGAGUCCUGCAAGGAGCUGCAGGACCUAGGUGCUCAGGUAGUGGACUCACCAGCAGAGGUGGCAGAGAAAGCCGACCGCAUUAUCACAAUGCUGCCGUCAAGUCCCAACGUCAUAGAGGUCUACACAGGCCCAAAUGGCAUCCUCAAAAAGGUGAAGAAGGGAACGCUGUUGAUUGACUCCUCCACCAUUGACCCUGCAGUCUCAAAAGAGAUGGCAGUCGCUGCAGAGAAGAUGGGUGCCGUGUUCAUGGAUGCUCCAGUGUCAGGAGGUGUCGGGGCUGCCAGCAUGGCCAAACUGACGUUCAUGGUUGGCGGAGUGGAGGAGGAAUACAACGCUGCACAAGAGCUGCUUACCUGCAUGGGAGCCAAUGUUGUCUACUGUGGACAGGUUGGCACUGGACAGGCAGCAAAGAUCUGCAACAAUAUGCUGCUGGCCAUCGGGAUGAUUGGCACCGCAGAGACCAUGAACCUUGGAAUUAGACUGGGUUUGGACCCAAAGCUGCUGGCAAAGAUCCUCAACAUGUCCUCAGGUCGUUGCUGGUCCAGCGACACGUACAACCCAGUCCCUGGGGUCAUGGAGGGAGUCCCCUCUGCCAACAACUAUCAGGGCGGUUUUGGAACCACACUAAUGGCAAAGGAUCUUGGUUUGGCCCAAAACACUGCCACCAACACUAAGACACCCAUCCCGCUGGGUUCCCUCGCCCACCAGAUCUACCGAGUCAUGUGCUCCCGUGGCUACGCUAACAAGGACUUCUCAUCUGUCUUCCAAUUCUUACGCGAAGAGGAAGGACAGUGAGCGUAGGGGAGCACAGUUGACUUUGAUUUUACCCUACACACACCACAACCACACAUCCAGUGCCCCUUAUCCCACUAUGCUCAGGAGAGACUAAGGCCUUGCCCUCAGGCACAGAUCUGCAGUCCAAUUAACAAACUGUGUCUCGACGUGUGUCCCGUCAUCGCAUUAACUGAAUUAUAUUUUCAAUUCAUGACUGUCAUUCUGCAUGCGGGGAAGUGCUAAAACUGACCUUAGAUCAGUAUCUAGACACAAAGCAGCUCUUUUCCUAGGCUGGGCUGAUAGGCCAGAGUGGGGAAAAGGAGAGGGAGGAUCAGGUGCUGCAGGUUUACAUGUAACAGUGCUAAAAAUUGGGGGGUUUUCAGGAUGAUUGAGAAGUAAUAAUUGCAUUAAUGUUAAAAGUUAAGUAUGCUUUUGUCGGGUUGUGCUUUUUGCCUGUUACCCAAAAGACCUGAUAGAGGACACAAAAAACAAACAAAUAAACAAAGCAAGAUACAGAAAGGAUUCGCAUAGUAAUGGAAAUUUCUUUGAACAGACAGUGCAAGAACGUGCAGAGUUUGGUAAAUACUUUUGCUAAUUGAAAAAGAAUUCACAGCACUACAUGUAAAAUAACCAAAACUGGCCAUACUAUAGGCUCAGAGUUUACUUGGUUUGUUACAUUUCCUUGUUUAUGGGUGGUUUCAGUCAGUUACUUAGGUGCCACCUGGGACUUCAAUGCCAGCAUACGUACUUAUUCGCUUCAUUAUUCCAUCAUCCAGUUCUUAUUUUUUACUUUGUGAAUACAUUAGAGUUACAGUUUGUUCUUUGGCACUACAUUUAAUUCUCAUUGGAAGGACCAGUUCUGCUCUACUAUACUAUGAGAUAAAUGUCUGGUUAUUUUUGCACUUUGUGCAUCGCGGCGCGAUGUGCUGGGUUAUUUUGAUAGAGUUACAGAAUAUCUUUGAAUUUACCUCUCUUCUCUACUGUCUACAUCUGCUUAUCGAGCCACUGGAGUAUUAUUUUGUGACCAAUACUGUUUAAAUUAUAUACAGUUCCCAUCAAAAUGUUGUUCCCACUGUCUAGCACUUUCUCUCGCCCGUUUUUACUUUUAUUAAAGUCUGUCCUCACAUAUGGUUCCUCUCUGUCCCUGCCUUUGUCUCUCUCUCAGCUUGUAUGAUGUUUGUGUAAAGUGUCAGUGAGGAACGGUUCUUCCCCGCUCUUAGCAAAUGUACAUAAUGUAUAUUUCAUAUUGUGUAGUAUUGGAGAGGAAUCUAAAGAACUGUCACUUUUUUUUUUAGUAAAAUUCAUUAAUAGUGUCUACAGUUUCUUUGCUCUGUGAAACAGAUCCUCAGUCACACUGUAGCCUAAAAUAAAAAGAUGUUCUGUGUAUUUGGUGUUUGUCCGGUUUUGUAAGAUAAGUACAGUAUGUUAAUGAAA